AUGGCACCCCUCCGCAUCGCAAUCAUCGGCGCCGGACCGGCUGGACUGACUCUUGCUCGCCUUCUCCAAGUGAAGGGUAUCCCUUGCACCGUUUAUGAUCUCGACGCCAACCCACACAGCCGUGACCAGGGGGGAACCGUCGAUUUGCAUCGCCGGGGUGGACAAAUGGUGAUAGAAGAGGCUGGAUUACUGGAGGAGUUCAAGAAAUUGGCAAGACCGGAAGGAGAGGCGACCAAGUUAGUUAAGUACGACGGGAUGGUGGUUAUUGAUGAGAAUGUGCAGAAAGUGGAAAGGACCGAGGAACAUAAAGAUCGACCGGAAAUUGACCGGUUGCGGUUGAGGCAGUUGUUGCUGGGCUCAUUGACGGAAGGGAAUAUUGUGUGGGGGAAGAAAUUAUUGGGUGUUGAAAAGUCGAAGAAAGUAGAUGGAAAGUUUGAUCUCCGGUUUGAUGGCAGCGUCGAAGAGGCAUUUGACAUCGUUGUUGGCGCCGAUGGCGCAUGGUCGAAAGUUCGGCCAUUCCUGACCGACAAGAAUCCCUUCUACUCUGGCAUUACGGCUAUUGAGCUUUGGGCAAUGGAUGUUGACAUUCAGCAUCAGUGGCUAUCCCAGUAUGUUGGCCAAGGUACCAUGUUCAUGUUCGACGAAGGACGAGCGAUCAUCUGCCAAAGAAACGGCAACAACAGCAUACGCACAUAUGCUGCGGUACGACAGCAAGAAACAUGGCUGAAUGAUUGCGGCAUCGACUGGUCCGCGCCGGAAGCGAAGACACGGCUCAUAGAAGGUUACUUCGCCGACUGCGCAGACGAUCUGAAGCGAGUCAUCCUGGACAGCAAUGACAACCUCAUCCCUCGCCCUAUGUACAUGCUCCCCGUGGAUAUCAAAUGGGAACCAAAAGCUGGUGUCACCCUAAUUGGUGACGCUGCACAUUUGAUGACUCCCUUUGCCGGUGUCGGAGUCAACAUCGCCAUGGUGGAUGCACUGGAUUUAUCUCGAGCAAUCACAUCCUGCGUUGACGACGACAAAGAAAACAUCGGGGCGGCUAUGUCUGCAUUUGAGAAGGAGAUGUUCCGAAGGAGCCAAAUGUUUGCGAACAAGACGUGGAAGAACAUGCAGUCGCAUUUCAGCGCUACUGGCAUUGACGAGCGUGCCGCACUUAUCCAUUGA
Messenger RNA from Talaromyces stipitatus ATCC 10500, 1164 nucleotides. Its product is annotated as monooxygenase, putative. Bases 1 to 1164 code for a protein of 387 amino acids. Lineage: Eukaryota; Fungi; Ascomycota; Eurotiomycetes; Eurotiales; Trichocomaceae. The record is from RefSeq and is a predicted model, not a curated record. Gene Ontology annotation, molecular function: monooxygenase activity; FAD binding. The transcript has a single exon. Gene Ontology annotation, biological process: response to antibiotic.